AUGUACGCUCCUGGUAAAGUCGUGGAGCGACAGGUCGGGGGCCGUCGAUCGAAGAAGGAAACGCAAGGCAAUGCAGGACAUGCAGAAAGGCAGCUCUGUUCAACCUUGGGCUCCACCGCUCCAACUAUCCCCUCAAAGCACCCUCCACCUCCCUUUGUGGAAGAGGACAGCAAAGCCCCCAAGGGGUUCAGCAAGAGCGCGACCAGAUUUGCACAUUCGCAAGAGAACGAAGUCCCCGGCCCCGGUUUCUACCACCGUCCCGCUUCCCCCAACUACAAGAGCGACUCGCUCUCGAAGCUGGGGUAUGGCUCCGGUUUCGUGUCGAAGGAGAAGCGUUUCCGAAAGAAAGAGGAACGUAGGGCUCCCGGGCCGGGGUUUUACACGGCGGAGAAACUGCCCCCCCAUCUAGACCACAACUGGCGGCAGGCCACGUCACCAUUCCUGGCGCCUCCAAAGGACUCCCUUCCGUUGGGGCAGUCUAUGUCGAACACUCCUGGGCCCGGCGAGUAUGAGCCUCUCAAAGCGUCGCAGCCCCUGCCUUCCUGUCACUCCGCCUUCUGGAGCCGAAGCAGUCGGAUGGACUGCUACCGAGGGAGCCGCUCCGCGGCAUGCUCGCCCGCGCCUGGGAGUUACAAGGAGCCACUAGGAAUAGGUGACGUCUCCCUGGCCCGCACUGCCGCCCUGGGCGAGAGAGUCGAGCCUGGCGUCAUGCUUCCGUCAGCUGCGUUCCGGUCAACGUCACUGGCACGAGGGGAGUCGCCUACACGAUCCACCUCGCGAGCGGAGGAGGUGUUGCUGACGAGCCUGGACCCGGCUGUUCCAGUUGAAAGGGAAGACGAAGCCGGCCCGGGGCCAGGAUCGUACGAACCGCUUUGCAAGUCAAGAAGUACGUCGAGUUUAGCCAUGGAGUCUAGUAUGUUCGCGAAAACGAUAGUCGACCGCUUUGGGAAACCUUUUACGAAACGGAAGCAGCAGUCGUUUGUGCCAGGGCCAGGCACGUACGAACCUUCGCACGCAUUUUCAAUCGAGUCGAACGUGGCGAGGGCAGCCUUCUCGAGACAAACGGAAAGAGACAUGAGCAAGUCGAGCACCGAGCAUAUCAAGCCCCCUGGACCUGCAUAUUACAACCCGACGAGAAGCGCCAUCAAGACGGACAACCUCUUCAACCGUCUCGAAGAGAGCAUGUGGACGGUGGCCAGAAAGCUAUCGUUUUGCUGA
Messenger RNA from Klebsormidium nitens, 1218 nucleotides. NCBI's taxonomy places the organism in Eukaryota, Viridiplantae, Streptophyta, Klebsormidiophyceae, Klebsormidiales, Klebsormidiaceae. The record is from the annotation of a GenBank genome assembly.